UCAAACGCCAAAACAAAAUUCGAUUCACACAAAAAUGGCAGCUUCGGAACCGUACUUUUUGCUGUUAUUUUAAACAUUUAAAUCGAUAGCAUACUUCGUAAAUGAACCGUACUAUUGAACUUUGUUUCGUGCGCGUACAAUGAAUAUGUUUUUAUGCGUGAUUCAGAGAUAGUGAUGUGUCGGAAAAGUUAAACCUGGCGGUUACGGUUGACGCAAUUGCUUUUGCAGACUCCGGAAGAGUGGAUCUUGGAACAACAUGUAUCUACCGAAAAAUCAAUAAAGCUUUUCUCGCGGAAAGGCUCUUAUUUUCUUAAUAUGCCCCAGUAAUUCAGUGGAUAUGUAAUGAAAAAUGGUAACGAAAUAUUACCAGUGAUACAAAGAGAAGUGAAUAAGGCAGGCCAGCCAAGGCCAAACGCGGACGGUGCGUGAAGCAAAUAAUGUCACAGAGUGCUCCCAGGAGACAUCCACCCGCCGGUGGUAAUCCAGAAGUCAUGUCGGCGAAAUUUGGUGACACUGAAUGGGAGGCUCGAGAGUCGCAACGCUUACGUGAGUUGGAGGAAGCUCGAGCUCGGGCAGCGCAGAUGGAAAAGACCAUGAAAUGGUGGUCCGACUGUACGGCUAACUGGAGGGAAAAGUGGAGUAAGGUCCGCACGGAGCGCAACAAAGCCCGCGAGGAGUCGAAGCAGCUGCGUAGCAGCCUAGAGUCAGCCAUCAAAGAAUCCAACUCUUACAAGCGGGAAAAAUGCGAGCUGGAAAUUCAAAUCAGCCAGCUGAAGAAGGAGAUGGAAAAGGUGCACAUGUUGAUGAUGAAGCAUGCCGGUCAGUUCAACAAGGCCAGCCUGGAUGCGGCAGACGAACCGGAGCGGGAUGGACGGGAUAACAACGGCUCGCCGGAUAUUUUGUCGGAUGGGCUGAGAAAUGUCAACAGCGAGGAUGUACUGGUGACGAAAGUGAAUCAUCUGCCGGACGAUAGCGGACAGGAUGAUUUGGAUGUUGAAGAGUACAUUCUGCAAGGAGGUGCCAUGCCAAAACAUUCCGUAGAGUUUAAGGAUAAAAGCGACCAUGUAGCCGAGGAAAGAAGACUGAUUCAGCAGCUGUCGAAAGAUGACUACGAUGAGGAAUAUCUGAUGCAGAAGAUUUCCAUGUUGCAAAUACGGCUCGAAGAUGCCCAGAAGACGAUUCAGAUUGAGCGAGAGGAGAAGAACAGUAUUCAUUUGAGUUUCGAAAAAUUUCGACAAGACAUGCAGGAGCUGAGGGACAAAUGUGAAGAGUUACGAGCUGCCAAGCAGGAUGCAGUUCGAGAGCUGCUAACGCUGCAAGAGCAGCAUCGAGUCGAAAUGAGAAUUACGAACAAUUCGUUGCAGGAGGAAGUGGCUGCAAGAGAGACCCUAGACAGGAGACUGUGUGAGCUAAGGACUGAGCUUGAACGUAUGCAGGCAGAAAAUGCAGCCGAAUGGGGUAAACGUGAACGUCUCGAAACAGAGAAAUUAAAUCUCGAACGAGAGAACAAAAAACUGCGGGCGGAAUGUCAUGACCUCCAAGAACGUCUGGAGCGAAAGGGGCGUCCACCGGGUAGCAGCAGUGACACUGAAUUCCGAGCUAUGCAACAGGAGUUGAUGGAUAAAAAUAAGGAAAUUAGCGAUAUUCGCCAUUCGCACAGUAAAAUGAAGAAAAUGUUAUCCGAAGCAAACACGGAGCUGGGUCAUGCGGUACGUCGUGCGGAACAGUACGAAACAGAGGUCAAGCGACUACGUUCCCGUGUCGAAGAGCUAAAGCGCGAGCUGGCCGGUGCAGAAGACGAGCUGGAUUCCGCAUGCAAUCAUGUUCGUCGAUUACAGCGAACAAACGAAGAGCUAUCUGGUCAAACGGAAGGACUUCAGGUGCAGAUUCAGCAUUUACAGACAAGCCCAAAAAACCUGCAAGAUCAAAGUAACUAUAAGGCCUCUAACAAAGCCAACUUCUCCAACUCCAACUACAAGCCAAACAUUAAUGAUCUAAAGCAACUGUUCGAUAACUCCCGUCACUAUAACGAACGCCAGCUACAGUCGAAAACCCGCGUAAACGAAACUCAACCCUCUUUCCUUUCUGGCUCAUAUUACGAUGCCAAACCGAGCUACAUUAGCAACGAUACCUCGUUUGAUAUAAAAGAUAAAUCUCUCAAUAAUAUGUUCGAUUUCGAACGUGCGAAGCAAAAGUUUGACAACAUUGCCCGACCAGCCGGACCGUCGGCCAAUGGGGGGUCCAACGCGAAUUCCAGACGAUCUUCCACCAGUCAGAAUAGCAGUAGCAAUUUCAUCAAGCACAACAAUCAAUCGGGCUCGUCCGUCUCGGGGAUCCCGAAGCGGCAGUCCAGUUCGGCCGGCUCUAGUUUCUUUGACUGUAGUAGUUUUGCAGCUGGCAUGGAACCGGCGAGACGUCCAGAAUCGGACGGUGCUCCGCUGCUUGCGAAACAGUCGAGCAUUGUGAACGACACGAUUCAGUUUUUCGAUAAUGGCGAUGUUGGAGCUGGACUAGGUGGGGGUUUAGGAGGGCCGGCUAGUAAGUUGAACAUUACCAAGGUGACUAACAUCAAUCUGGAUGGGCUGAAGGUGUCCGAGGAUGAUGAAACUCCGUAAUUACGGUUCGACUAGUCUCCUGUCAGCAAAUGAUGACAACAGCGAUAAUGAUUGAAAUAUCUUGCGCUAGAGCUCCCGUCAAAUGUGUUGAAACAAUUUCAAAAUGAGGUUGAGACGAAGUAAUUUUUUCCCGAAAAAAAAUAUCGUCGAUUCUCAUUCGUAUACUUACUCAAUUUACAGUUUUAUUCGUACUCGUGUAGCAUUUAUUCGUGUUCACACCGUGAUAUGUCAUAUAUCUUUACAUACAUAUAUUUUAUUAGAGUUUUUGCGUAGCCAUCACCUAGAAUCCCAUCACCGGUUGGUUGACUCGCUCGGGACUAAGUAUUAAAAAUCGCACGAUAUUGAAUUAUAGCAAUCAAAUCGAGAGGUAACACUAGUUCAAACGCACUGCAAGUAAUCAAAUUCAACCAUAAUUGGCACUCAAAAGAUACCCGCUGGCACCAGCGGCGUAACGUCUGUCCGGUUUGGAUUUACAUGUCAUGAUUUUUUGGCGACCUGUUGAUUUUCUCAAGAGUUUAGUGUGCAGCAUUUAAUUCGAAUAUUUGAUAAGCUCAAACUGAGGUAAACAAAAUAUAAAUCAAACAUGUGAA
Messenger RNA from Topomyia yanbarensis, 3205 nucleotides. Its product is annotated as coiled-coil domain-containing protein 102A. The record is from RefSeq and is a predicted model, not a curated record. Gene Ontology annotation, cellular component: myosin complex. NCBI's taxonomy places the organism in Eukaryota, Metazoa, Arthropoda, Insecta, Diptera, Culicidae. The coding region runs from base 438 to 2615 and encodes 725 amino acids. The transcript has 7 exons.